Messenger RNA from Oryctolagus cuniculus (rabbit), 3866 nucleotides. Lineage: Eukaryota; Metazoa; Chordata; Mammalia; Lagomorpha; Leporidae. The record is from RefSeq and is a predicted model, not a curated record.
GAUGCUGGGCCUCAGGGUUCCACGGUCCCCGCUCCUGACAACUGCAGGGGCUGCCCCAGCGGCGUUGCAGACAGAGCUCCCCGACCUCCGCCCACCAGCGCGGGACCCAGAGCCCGUCCGCGAAAUUCAGAGCAACACAGAGACCUUCCCGCGCCGCGUGCGCCGGGGUCCUAGACCCUGGACGCCAGCACACGGCGGAGAGGGGCGUUGGGGCCGCUUGGGCGCGGGCGCAGGCUCAGGCUCAGGCUCAGGCUCAGGCUCCAAAUUGGGCUAGAGGCGGCCGCGGCUGUGCGCAUGUGCAGGAGACGUCCGAGUUUCACUUUGUAACUUUUAAGUGGUGGGGACGUCGCCCCGCCCGGCCAGGUGCGGAAGGACAUCUGCCCCCGCUGCCACCGCCGCAGGGAGGGCAGGCGCCAUGACCGACUCCCCAUUUCUGGAUCUGUGGCAGCCCCAGGCCGUGUCCAUCCGGGAGCGCCUGGGCCUCGGGGACCAGCCCAACGACUCCUACUGCUACAACUCGGCCAAAAACAGCACCGUGCUGCAGGGGGUCACCUUCGGCGGCGUCCCCACCGUCCUGCUCAUAGACGUCAGCUGCUUCCUGAUUUUAAUCGGGGUUUUUUCCAUCAUUAGAAGGAGAUUCUGGGAUUAUGGCCGCAUCGCCCUGGUGUCAGAAACAGACAGGGCUUUCGGGGUAACUGAGGGAAUCCUGCUUUCUGUCCAGGACUCAGGGCGGGGGCUGGCGGAGCGCGUUAUGGAGAGCAGCUGGGCCGGAUGCUGCCCCUGGCUGACUGCCAUCUUCCGUCUGCACGAUGACCAGAUUCUGCAGUGGUGUGGGGAGGACGCCAUCCACUACCUGUCCUUCCAGAGACACAUCAUCUUCCUGCUGGUGCUGCUCAGCCUCCUGUCCCUGUGCGUCAUCCUGCCCGUCAACCUCUCGGGAGACCUGCUGGACAAGGACCCUUACAGCUUCGGGAGGACGACGAUAGCAAACCUGCAGACCGACAACGACCUCCUCUGGCUGCACACCGUCUUUGCCGUCGUUUACCUCCUGCUCACCGUGGGCUUCAUGUGGCACCACACCCGGUCCAUCAAGUACAAGGAGGAGAGCCUGGUGAGGCGGACCCUGUUCAUCACCGGACUCCCCAGGGAGGCCAAGAAGGAGACUGUGGAGAGCCACUUCCGGGACGCGUACCCCACGUGUGAGGUGCUGGAUGUGCAGUUGUGCUACAACGUGGCCAAGCUGAUCUACCUGUGCAGAGAGAGAAAGAAGACCGAGAAGAGCCUGGCCUAUUACACAAACCUGCAGGUGAAGAGCGGCCGGCCCACCCUCAUCAACCCCAAGCCCUGUGGCCAGUUCUGCUGCUGCGAAGUCCGUGGGUGUGAGCGGGAGGAUGCCAUCUCUUACUACACACGCCUGAAGGAGAGGCUGCUGGAGAGGAUCACCGAGGAGGAACGCCGGGUCCAGGACCAGCCCCUCGGGAUGGCCUUUGUCACUUUCCAGGAGAAGUCCAUGGCCACCUACAUCCUGAAAGACUUCAACGCCUGCAAGUGCCAGGGCCUCCACUGCAAAGGGGAGCCCCAGCCGUCCUCCUGCAGCAGGGAGCUGCGCACCUCCCAGUGGGCCGUCACCUUCGCUGCAUACCCUGAAGACAUCUGCUGGAAGAACCUCUCCGUCCAGGGCCUCCGCUGGUGGCUCCAGUGGUUGGGCAUCAACUUCGUCCUCUUCGUGGGGCUGUUUUUCCUGACUACGCCUUCCAUCAUCCUGUCCACCAUGGACAAGUUCAACGUCACCAAGCCCAUCCACGCACUGAAUAACCCCGUCAUCAGCCAGUUCUUCCCCACCCUCCUGCUGUGGUCCUUCUCGGCCCUGCUGCCCUCCGUCGUCUACUACUCUACCCUGCUGGAGUCCCACUGGACCAAGUCGGGAGAAAACCGGAUCAUGGUGACGAAGGUGUACAUAUUCUUGAUCUUCAUGGUGCUGAUCCUGCCCUCCCUCGGCCUCACCAGUCUGGAUUUUUUCUUCCGGUGGCUCUUUGACAAAACUUCCUCAGAGACCUCUAUCAGGUUGGAGUGCGUCUUCCUCCCUGACCAGGGUGCCUUCUUUGUGAACUACGUCAUCGCCUCGGCCUUCAUCGGCAAUGGCAUGGAGAUGCUGCGGCUGCCGGGCCUCAUCCUCUACUCUUUCCGCAUGGUCAUGGCCAAGACGGCCGCCGACCGCAGGAACAUCAAGCAGAACCAGGCGUCUGAGUACGAGUUUGGAGCCAUGUACGCGUGGAUGCUGUGCGUCUUCACUGUCAUCAUGGCCUACAGCAUCACCUGCCCCAUUAUCGUGCCAUUUGGCCUCAUCUACAUCCUGCUCAAGCACAUGGUGGACCGGCACAACCUCUACUUCGUCUACCUCCCGACCAAGCUGCAGAAGAGGAUCCACUUUGCUGCCGUGAACCAGGCUUUGGCUGCUCCCAUCCUCUGCCUCUUCUGGCUCUACUUCUUCUCCUUCCUGCGCCUGGGGAUGAAGGCCCCUGCCACCCUCUUCACCUUCCUGGUGGUGCUGCUCACCAUCCUGGUCUGCCUGGCCUACACCUGCUUUGGAUGCUUCAGGCACCUCAGCCCGCUGAACUAUAAGACAGAAGAACCAACAAGUGACAAAGCAAAUGAGGCCGAGGUCCACGUGCCCCCACCGUUCACACCCUACGUGCCCCGGAUCCUCAGUGGUUUCGCCUCGGAGACGACAGCCCUGUCCCCGCAGCGGCAGCAGACCUAUGGCGCCAUCCACAACAUCAGCGGGACCGUCCCGGGGCAGGACUGGGCUCCGAGCCCUGCGGACGCUGUGACUGCUGACCACCAGGAGGCCUGAGCACAGGCCCCCAGCCAGCCGGUAACCAAAGAUCCCGCAGCGGCCGGGUCUGGAUGGGAGUCCGGCCCCCUCCACGUGCUGUGUCUUUCACCCACUGCUGUCAGAUGGACCGUGGGGGAGCUGGGGGUGCCGUACAGUUGCUGCAGCAGCCCCCACCCGCCGUGCACGCCUCCGCGGGCGGAGACCACCGGGACGACUUAAAAAGCACCCUCGGGGCUGGAUGAAGCCUCUCCUGCCUUGCCAAGAGCUAGGUGUCCCAACCUCCGGGGUUAGGGGCAGCCCAAAUCUUGCCCUAGAUGCUGCCUCCCUUCUCCCCCAGGGGGCGCCAGAGGUACAGGCUGGUGGGGCCUCCUUCACACUCUGCCUGGCGUGCCCUGCAGAGCCAACCCCCCUGCCCAUCACUGGACAACCACUCAUGGGAGUCAAAUCAUUUAUCAGCCACGCCAUGGGGGUGAGGCAGUGAGUACGGAGGCCUGAGCUGGGUUCCAGCAGGCCAGGGGAGGAGGCAAGCCGACCCCUCACCCCAGGCAAGGCUGGGAGGCAUCACUGCCGCUCCACCAGCCCCACGAACUUGCAGAUGUCCCGGGCCAGCAGCUCCGGCUCCUCGAAGGCGGCGAAGUGGCCCCCGCGGGGCAUGUAGGAGUAGGAGAUGAGCUGAGGGUACUUGGUCCUCACCCACUUCUCUGGCACAUGCAUUAUCUCACACGGGAAGGCUGCGAAGCCCGUGGGCACGUGGACCUUCAGCCUGCAAAAAACAGAGCCACCGCUGAGGAUGGAGGCCAGGCCUGCUGCCGCCCUCACACAGCCGGGGAGAAACGGGCGGGCAGUGUUAAACUGGUGCCCGGUUCGAGUCUGAAUCACUUCACUUCCCACCUAGCUCCCUCACAACUCCAGGAAAGCCAUGGAAGAUGGCCGCUGCCAUUGUAGCCACUUGUGGGGGUGACCCAACAGACAGAAACUGACUCUGUCUCUCCCUGUCACUCUGCCUUUCAAAUAAAUUUUUUUUUUAAAA